Molecule: messenger RNA, 937 nt
Organism: Vitis riparia (riverbank grape)
Lineage: Eukaryota; Viridiplantae; Streptophyta; Magnoliopsida; Vitales; Vitaceae
Product: stomatal closure-related actin-binding protein 1-like
Exons: 6
Coding region: 1-609 (202 amino acids)
Biological process (GO): regulation of stomatal movement; actin filament organization
Molecular function (GO): actin binding
Source: RefSeq, a predicted model, not a curated record
AUGCUGAGAAGAGGAGCAAUGCUCUGGAGGAAGAUAUUCCAGAAGAAGAUGUUUGUGGAGAUCGAUGACGAACCUCUAUUGAUAAUCACUUUUUACUUUGUAGGAGCCAUCAAAUCAGUUUAUGCUCCAGAGCCCUUUGAUGUUGGGCGAGUCUUGCAAGCUGAUAUUGUUUUAGAUGGCUACCAAAUCACAUUGGCAACUGCUGGUCCCAUUGAUCCAGCUGCUGGUUUGGGAAGCUAUGUGGAGGCCCUUGUGCGGAAGCAUGACACAGAAUUCAAUGUUGUUAUAACCCAGAUGAAUGGUGCAGAUCAUCCAUCAGAGUCUAUUCACAUGCUCCAUGUGGGAAAAAUGAGGAUAAAACUUUGUAAAGGAAAGGCAACAAUUGCUAAAGAAUACUAUUCAACUUCAAUGCAGCUCUGUGGGGUUAGAGGAGGAGGUAAUGCUGCAACUCAGGCAUUGUAUUGGCAAGCGAAGAAAGGGCUUUCCUUUGUAUUAGCAUUUGAGUCAGAGAGGGAUAGGAAUGCAGCCAUUAUGCUCGCCAGGAGGUUUGCAUUUGAUUGCAAUAUCAUGCUUGCUGGGCCUGAUGACAGAGCUCCUCAAGGAACCUAACAAACGUGCAUAGUUUUCGUCUUCACUUAAUGUAAUUAUGUUGGUUUUCCUAUAACAUAUACUUGAAAGAAGUUUGCGUUAGUUGAGCAUGGCAUUGUUGUGAUUGUAAUAUUGGUUUCCAUGAUUCUUCCUUCUUCCUCCUUUUUCUUUCCCAUUCCCUUCCACCGCCAAGGCAUCCUUUUAGUUGCCUUUAUGUCCUAAUGUAACAAAUUUUCAGCUUGCAUUUGGAGAAUUUAUUUGCAGCUGUGUGUCAAUCUGUAAAGCUUUAUUUCAGUGUUGAGUGAUAUUUUGAUGACUAAUGCCUAUAUACAAUUGUUGUUGUUAGUAA